Biomphalaria glabrata is the source of this 2673-nucleotide messenger RNA. Its product is annotated as serine/threonine-protein phosphatase 6 regulatory ankyrin repeat subunit A-like. Bases 1 to 2673 code for a protein of 890 amino acids. The transcript has a single exon. Gene Ontology annotation, molecular function: protein binding. The record is from RefSeq and is a predicted model, not a curated record. Lineage: Eukaryota; Metazoa; Mollusca; Gastropoda; Planorbidae.
AUGGAAACUAAGAAUGCAGUUCAACUCAAUGACACCAUCUUCUUCAAAACAAUAGCUUCCGGUAGCAUUGCAAAGAUUCACAAACUUUUGAGACUGUGUGAUCAGAAGACUACACACUUUUCUAGCCACGCCUUAAAUUGGGCUGUUUUUGAGGCUUGUAAUAUAGGUUACAACCAUCUACUUCAGUUUGUCCUCCAAGAUGGCACCCGAUUAGAAAUCAGAGACGACAACGGAAACUCUCCUCUUAUGAUUUGCUCCGCGAAAGGUUUUCCAGGCAUUGUGGGUAAGCUCUUGAGGCUGGGCGCUGAUGUGAAUGCUAAAAAUAGCAACGGCGAUACACCACUUAUGCUUGCUACGUCAAGGGAAGUAAUUGAGUUACUACUACAAAACAGACGCUUGCAUUUAGAUGAACAAAACUCGACUGGGAACACUGCUUUAAUGUCAGCCAUCGAGACAACUCAUCUCCAGAAGGUUAAAUUGCUGAUCAAUGCUGGAGCUAACCCGAACAGACAAGUCGGGGAAUGCCCACAAAGUAGCUCGUUUUCGUUGUCUGGUUUCCUUAUCAACAAUGAAGGCGAAAGUGCUUUCGAUGUGUCCAAAAGAAUGGGAUUCGGUAAACUGCUGGAGUUCCUGAAUCGUGCCAAAUUGGUCAACUUAAAUCCUUUGCAGUUGGCAGCUGUUAAAAAUGACUUUGAUUCCUGCAUCACGUUGCUGAAGUAUAAAUUAUGUGAUAGAGAAGAAACUCAAAAUCUUCGGCCUGACAUCCUCUGUUAUGUUUUAAAACAUAUACAGCAAAGGGACGCUAUUCUUUCAUCAGACAUUGAGUUUGUUCGAGAGUUAUGCAGACUUGGCAUGGAUGUCAAUAGAUGUCAGUGCUGCGCAAAAUCACUCAUUGAGCUCGUGCUGAACAUCGGAAGCUACAAACUCGCAAAAAUUCUUUGUGCCUAUGGCGCUACGGUCACCCACGACGAUCUGGUGUCCGCUGUUAAGGGACAACACUUACAAAUGCUUCAACUUCUCCUAAACCAUGGGGCACCCGUUAACAAAUACCACCAUCGAGGCUACGUGACUUACAAGGAUUCAGCUCUUGAUGCAGCAUUGGAGAGCUCUUUUACGAGUGCUGCCAGCGUCCUUCUUGACCACGGUGCUGAGCUCGAAGCCGAUUGCGCUGUCACUCAAGCCUUAAGAAGCAAGAACACGAAGACGCUCAACUUUCUCUUAACCGAAUGUGGUGAAGAGACCAGAGCUGAGAUAGCAACACCAGAAACGUUAAUACAAGCUGUAAAGCUAGGAGACAUUCAGCUCAUCCAGCUACUGUUAGACGCAGGGGCGUACAUUGAUGGGGUCCACGACGAUAAAACUCCUCUAAUGAGCGCUGUCCACAUAGAGGUCAUCGAAUUUUUAUUAAGCAAAGGAGCCGAUGUGAAUUUCACAACUUCUACCACAGCUAUAAUCAACGCGUUAUUUGGGGAUUAUUUCAACGAUAUCAACUUGACAUUUCGACCUAAGCUGAACUCAAAUGAGAUGGAUCAACACAUAAUCCAUGUGAUUGAAGUUUUUCUCAAAAAUGGCGCCAAUUUGGAAGACAACGAUUAUCAUGGAAAUACAGCUUUAAUAAAAUCCGCUCAAGGUAGCUUCAGUAUAGAGGUUCUCAAAUAUUUACUGGACAAGGGAGCUGACGUAAAUCAAAAAGAUUGUUUGGGAUUAACGGCAUUGCACAAUGCAGCAACAGAGAGUCACAAAUUAGAUUUCGUGGAAGUUUUAUUGGAGUACAAUGUUCCUGUGAACCUGAAAAGUAACGAAGGGCUAACCCCACUACACCAGGCUGUGAGAGAUGUAAAUACUGUUCGAUUUUUUCUGGAAAAUCAAGCAAAUGUAAAUGCUGAUGAUUUCUAUGGGGACACACCACUGUCGCUUGCAUCAGCAAGUCAUGGAGACUUAUGGGAAGUUGUCCAACUUCUGAUAGCCUCUGGCUCCGAUAUCAACAACAGAAACACUUCUGGCAUGUCUCCAGUAUGGCUAGCUGCUCAAAAUUACAACUUAAAAUGCCUGCAAUUGUUAAUCGAUGCUAAAGCUGAUUUAGGUCCCAAUUAUCAGCAAAAGAAAUCUUCGUUGUCAAUACAUGGAGCUAGUGUUGAAUUUGUCAAACGAGAUAUCAUUCAUCGCCUUAUCGCUGCUGGUAGUGAUGGCACUCUGAUUCAAAGGCUAAUUAAAAUAGGCUUUUGUCCUACAGACAUACUUCUAAAGAGCACUAUCUUUGGCUGGCCUAAGACUUCUGUAUCGCCACUCGCAGUUUCCUUAAUUUUAGACAGCGUUGACAUUGCCCGCUUUUUUAUUGACAAUUGGUAUCUAACAAAAUCAGACAUCAACAUUUUAUCCAGAAACAAAAAGAUUUUGAGCUGUUCACAACUACGUGAAACUAGAGCUCUUCCUUAUUUGGAGGAAGUUUCCCGCCAGCCAAUGAGGUUGGAGCUUUUGUGCUUCAUAACUGUCUCGUCUGCUUUAGGUUCAGACCGAGGCAGACGUCAAAGGAUUCUUAACUCUAAACUCCCAGUCCUAUUUCAGGAUAAACUCUUGUUCUCGAAACUAGAGGUCAAGGUCCUUGAAGCAGUGGCUGGUGGAGGAAUAUUCUUUCUUUAUGAACUAAAAAAAAACAAAAUUCUGACUUGCUGA